This is a messenger RNA of Cloeon dipterum, 15304 nucleotides long. It is a transcript of the gene LRP1, whose product is annotated as LDL receptor protein 1. The record is from RefSeq and is a predicted model, not a curated record. The transcript is spliced from 70 exons. Lineage: Eukaryota; Metazoa; Arthropoda; Insecta; Ephemeroptera; Baetidae. Gene Ontology annotation, molecular function: calcium ion binding; protein binding; low-density lipoprotein particle receptor activity. Gene Ontology annotation, cellular component: signaling receptor complex; plasma membrane. The coding region runs from base 453 to 14570 and encodes 4705 amino acids.
GAGUAUAGAGAAGCGAGAAAGAAGCAGUCUCAAGUCCCAAAGACGACCGGAGGAGCAAGGAUAGAGUAAUCAUCACGCGAGCGUGAUUCUUCCUGGUGUUCGGCCUGUAAUCCUGUUUCGACCGUCUCGUGCAAAUCGAUUUCGGCGGUGAGCGGCACCCUCGAUUCCGGCACAUUGACAGACUUGGACACUUUUCUUUAGUGAUUUUGCUAAACAAAAAAAAAACUGUGUUGCUGAAGCCGCGCUUUUCUUCAUCUCAAGCGGCUACGGCGGUGAACACACCUGAGCAGCCUCCACAGCUGAGUGAAAGACGCUAUGGAGGUGUGAGGAGCAAACAUUUAUUACACUUCUUCGAUUGAGUUCGUGUGCUGCGUCUCAUCGAGUUUGUUACGUUUCUUCUGCUACGUUCAAGAUGAAUUUCUUCUGUCGUGAGUGAGAAGCAAAACACAGGGAUGAUGGCGAAAAAAAGAGUGGAUUUACUCUCAAUUCUUUUCCGCCUCCUGCUAUUUUGUUCUCUUGUCCUGUCAACAACAACAUGGCAAGUGGCUCCAAAGGAGCUCCAGAGGGACAGUCCUCCUCUUCCAGGGGAGAAAUGCUCUGCAGAAUUCCAUAAAUUCCCGUGCGCCGAUGGGAAAAACUGCAUAAAUUCUAGUUGGAAGUGUGAUGGCUUCAGUGACUGCGAAGAUGGCUCAGACGAACCUGAAGACUGUCGCAAAUCAUCCGGUGAGGCUCGGCUGAAAAGAGCUGUAGAGGUGUGCCAGCGAAAGCAGUUUUCAUGCCCCAUUUCAAACAAAUGCAUUCCUCACGGCUGGGUUUGCGAUGGAGAUGUUGACUGCAAUGACGACAAAAUCAAAGACAGCUCGGACGAAGACCCCGUGAGAUGUCACAAGGAGCUCCACUGUCCGCCUCACAUGACGAGGUGUGAGAAUGGAAAGCAAUGCAUGCCUACGGCAGCCUUUUGCAAUGACAGAAUUGAUUGCAAGGAUGGAUCUGACGAGGGAGACUUUUGUGGCCAAACCGAAGCUUGUGAUGCUGCAAAGUGCAGCUAUCAAUGCAAAAUGACGCGAAGCGGUGCUGUCUGUUACUGUCCUCUUGGACAACAACCCAAUGGUACCGCGUGUGUUGAUGCCAAUGAGUGCUUGACACCUGGUUCUUGUGACCAAUUCUGCUCAAAUACAAUCGGGUCGUACACUUGCAGUUGCGUAGCAGGCUACCAGCUGCAUGGAACCAACUGUAGAGCAAUUAACGUACCUGUAAAUACUGUGCCAACCUUGUUGCUUGCUAGUAAAGAUGAGCUGCUAGUCCGAAUUCAGAUGGACGGGGCGCCAGUCCCUGGAAACAGUUCCUUACCUGUGGCGCAACUGUUUGGGAUGGAUUUUGAUCACCGGAACAGAACCGUGUGUUUUAUCUACUCAAGCAACAAAGCACAACUUGUGUGCGCAGAUGUGAGCAACCUCUCGCGUUCCUGGCCCUUGCCUUUGCCACAGGUAUUUACAGAGGAUUGCAAACACCCCGCCUGCCAAGCCACGACAAUAUCUGAUAUCGCUUUGGACUGGAUAAGUGGCAGCUGGUAUUUCCUGGAUGAUGCCAAAGAGAUAAUUUACCUGUGCAACUACAACCUGGUGUACUGCACUGUGCUGAUUGAUUUUGAAGUCAGCAAGCCAAGGGCAAUUGCGCUAGACCCAACGAGAGGCAUCAUGUUUUUCACCAAGUGGGGGAUCUCUGCUCCUGGUUUAGAGAGGUCAAAUCUGGAUGGCUCUGAAAGAGAGCUUAUUGUUGACCACAAAAUCACUUAUCCGAAUGGAGUUACUGUCGAUUUUCCCAAUAAGCAUGUUUAUUGGGUUGAUUCGUUUCAGUCGCACGUUGAACGUGUUGAUUAUGAUGGUGGCAACCGCAAAACUCUGAAGAAAGGCAGUGUGCUGGAUCAUAUUCAUGGAAUAACAGUAUUUGAAAACAAAGUUUACGUGUCUCUCCUAAAGUCGAAGAAAAUCUAUGAAAUUGAUCGAUUUAGCAAUAUGGAACCCAAGCAAAUUGAGUCAUAUAAAGAUGUGAACCGAAUCCUCGUCUAUCAUAGACAAAGGCAACCGGAUGUUAACCAUCCAUGCAAGUACAAAAAUGGAAAUUGUCAGCAAAUUUGCGUCACCGCAUUCAAUCAGUCAAAGCCCUUUGCCCGAUGCAUGUGUCAGGAAGGUUUCAAACUCACCCAUGAUGGAAAGUGUAUUGCUUCAAAACAGACUGAAUUCCUCAUAAUUUCCAAGGGAAGACCGCCGGCUAUCAAGGGAAUCUCGAUGAACCGCAAGGUAUCGGAGCAAGCCAUGAUCCCAAUCAGCAGCGUUAGUAGACCCACUGCCAUCGACUUUGACAAACGGACAGGGUUCAUUUACUUCUCUGACCCACCCAAAUUCAGCAUAGAAAGGAGAAAAUUAGACGGAUCCCAGCGUGAAACUGUGAUUGAUUCUGGAGUUAACAACUGCGAAGGCAUCGCCAUUGACUGGAUGGCGAGGAACAUCUAUUGGACUGAUGACAUUCUCUUGCUUAUAAAGGUGGCCAAGCUUGACAACCCGAAAAUCUCUAAGACUCUGUUGCAUGAGAACUUUCAUCAUCCUCGGGAUAUUGUUUUAGACCCAUUGAAAGGGUUUAUGUACUGGGCAGACUGGGCUGAAGGGUCCACCUCGCUAGGUGGUAGAAUUGAACGAGCAGCAAUGGAUGGCUCCCAACGCCAGAUCUUUGUCAGCAAAGAUCUGAAGUGGCCGAGUGGUCUGAGCAUUGAUUAUGUCAGCAAAAAACUCUACUGGUGUGAUGUUAGCACUAACCAGAUUGAGAGAAUCAACUUGGAUGGAUCUCAACAAGAGACAAUAUUGGAAGGAAGUCGAUUGUAUAACCCUUAUGGCUUGGCCUACUAUAAGAAUAUGCUCUUUUGGACGGAAAAGCAGAAUGGGUCUGUUGUCAAAUACUUCUUGGAAAACAAAACGCUUGAAAUAUUGGCAGUAUUGAACCCACCUGUAUAUUAUGUUGUCGUUUUUGACAACUCUUCGCAAGUUGGUAUCAACGAUUGUUCCAACAGCUCCACUAACCAAUGCCCUGAACUCUGCCUAUCUUCACCAGAAGGGCCUGUUUGUGCUUGCAAAGAUGGAUUUAAAUUAAAUACGUCAAACACUGUGUUUACUUGCGAUGUCAACACUUCUUUUGUACCCUUCAUAAGGUGUAAUCAAACCGAAUUCCAGUGUGCGAAAAACCUCAAUUGCAUUGAAAAGCACUAUUUAUGUGAUGGUGACGAUGACUGCAAGGAUGGCUCCGAUGAAAAUAUUGAGCCUGGUGGUGCUUGCUACAAUGUGACCUGUGGACCCGAUCAGUUUUCCUGCAGUCAGCAUUACUGCAUUGAAAAGCAGAGAGUGUGUGAUGGCAAUUUGGAUUGUAUAGAUGGAGAGGAUGAAGUUCAUUGUGAGAACAAUUCGUUCACUGAUCAGACAAAAUGUGAUGGACGACAGAUCCACCCAAGUUGGCUGUGCGAUGGUGAAAAAGAUUGCGAAGACGGUUCUGAUGAAGUUAAUUGUAAUCCAAACAAGGAGUGCGGUGCUUUUGAAUUUCGGUGCAACAACUCUCACUGCAUAGCAGCAGCUUUAGUGUGCGAUGGAUACAUAGACUGCGCUGACCAUAGCGAUGAAACAGAUUGCCAAAAAGUCGAGUGCGAUUUAAACACCUCUUUCACAUGCGACAAGUACGUUUGCUUGCCAAAAUACUUGCUGUGCGAUUUAAAGGCAGAUUGUGCUGAUGGAUCUGAUGAGCAUGAUUGCGCAUAUGUAACUGGCGUGGUGUACCACCACCAUGAGUUGGAAUAUAACAUUAGCCGAAAAUAUUGCGAAAGACAUGGAUUCCUUUGCAAGGAUAUGUCUGAAUGUAUCAACCGCCGUUUUGUUUGUGAUGGCCAGGCAGAUUGCCUUGAUGGAUCUGAUGAAGUUGGAUGUGAGAAAACAAUCUGCAGUGGUAAAAAUUGCACAUCUGCAUUGUCCCCUCCGAAGAUAAGCCCCUGUGAAUUUCCCUCACGUCUUUGUGACAAUGGCACCAAGUGCAUAGAAGUGGGUCAGCUUUGUAACAAUGUUAAAGACUGCGUGGACGGCUCAGACGAGGGACUUAGAUGUGACGAAGAUCAGUGCCGGCACAAUCGUGGCUGUAGUCACAUGUGCCAGAACACACCCGAAGGCUCAAUCUGCUACUGCCCGGACAAUUUGAACCUGCAAACUGACAGCUUGACCUGUUUGAAAAACCACCCUUGUGAUGUGUGGGGCACAUGCUCACAACAAUGCUUGAAUAUUGGGAAAAGGCACAAAUGCGCCUGCAUAGAUGGUUACAAACUGCAAGCUGACAGAUUCAGUUGUGAAAGCAAAGAUCCAGCCGUCCCUUACGUCAUAUUCAGCAACAGGCAUGAAAUUCGUGGAGUAGACUUGCAUAAUUUGCAGAUGAGACCUUUGGUUUCGUCUUUGAAGAACACGAUUGCCUUGGAUUUCUUCCACUCUGAUGAGGGAGACACAAUAUUCUGGACUGAUGUGAUUGAUGACAAGAUUUAUCAAGGUGUUCUGGCUGGAGGAUCUUUGAUCAAUAUUAAAGCUGUUGUGAAAACUGGACUCUCCACUGCUGAGGGCUUGGCUGUUGACUGGAUUGGACAUAAUUUGUACUGGGUCGAGAGCAACUUGGACCAGAUUGAAGUUGCUAAGCUGAACAGCAGUUUCCGAAGAACGUUAAUCGCUGGGGACAUGGAAUCGCCUCGAGCAAUCGCUCUGGACCCCAGAUUUGGAUAUUUAUUCUGGACAGACUGGGACACAAAUGGUCCAAGAAUCGAAAGGUGCAGCAUGAGUGGAGAGGGAAGACAGUUAAUUGUUAGAGUCGACAAAGUUACAAACGGAGGCUGGCCCAAUGGACUUACUCUUGAUUACGUUCUCCAAAGAAUCUACUGGAUCGAUGCAAAAUCCGAUUCGAUUCACACUUCUAACUAUGAUGGAGGCGACUAUCGAGAGGUGAUGCGAGGGCAUGAGACUCAAACUCAUCCCUUUGCUAUUGCCUUGUUUGAAAAUUAUGUGUAUUGGACUGACUGGAGGACAAACUCAGUCAUCAGAGCUUCAAAAUGGAAUGGUUCUGAUAUAAGUGUCAUCCAAAGGACCUUAACUCAGCCUUUCGAUAUUCAAAUCUUACAUCCGAGCCGUCAACCUAAAGCAAAAAAUCCGUGUGGCGACAAUAAUGGUGGGUGUUCGCAUUUGUGUCUGAUCAGUUUCAACCAAACAUUCAAAUGCGCUUGCCCUCACGUGAUGAAACUGGAUGAUGAUCAAAAAACUUGUAAAGUCAAUGAGACUGUCUUGCUUUUUUCGCGAGCAAAUGAAAUCCGAGGAGUUGACCUCAGCUUGCCCUACUACCACACAAUACCGACAAUAAGUCUCCCACAAGUUUUGACUCCAUCACAAAUAGACUUUUAUGCGAAGAAUCGACAAAUCUACUGGGCAGACACACAGGUCAAUGAGAUUAAGAGGACAAAUCUUUCUGGCAGCAACAUCGACAUUGUACUAGACACAGCCAUUGAAAGCCCUGGGGGUCUGGCGAUUGAUUGGAUAUCCGGAAACAUGUUCAUCGCCUCUACAGGAAACUCUCAGAACCGAAUCAUUGCUUGCAAUCUGGAGGGUGAAUUUUUCACCAAAAUUGUGGUGAACGAUUUGACUGAUGUCAAGUCUCUGGCGCUGGACCCUCUCCGAGGAGAUCUCUUCUGGAGUGAUGUUCGUGACAACUCAUUCUCUAUUGAAACUGCAAAAAUGGAUGGCAGUUUGAGAAAAACCAUCACAUCUUAUAAUCAGACCCAUGCAAAGCGUGUGCCACAAAGUCUAUUCGUGGAUCUGGAUGAUAUGCGUCUUUAUUGGACUGACGUUGAAAAAUCUGCAAUUAUGUACUACGAGUUAUUGCAUCCUGAAUUGAAGACAGUCCCUCUUGAUGACCGAAUUCAGCCGACAUCUCUUGUGAUUUACCAAGGCUCCAUUUAUUACUCAAACGCUCUGGAUUCGGCCAUUCAUGUAGCUGACAAAACCACUGGGAAAAAUGACAGGAUUUUGAGAAAUAAUACAGUGGACAUCCUUUCCUUGAAAAUUUAUGACCCAUCAAUCCAAACUGGAGACAACCUGUGCUCAGUCAACAAAGGCAAUUGCUCACACUUGUGUCUACCCAUUUCUGCGACGCAAAGAGUGUGUCGUUGCGCUGUUGGAUAUAGAACUGACCCAAUGGACCACACAAAAUGCAUAGGCGUUGAUGAGUUCUUGAUGUACUCGAUAAACUGGGAAAUCAAAGGGCUUCCACUUGGCGAUGAGAACAUGACUGAUGUGCUAUCGCCAAUUUCCAGAGUUUCGAUGGCAACCAGCAUUGAUUUCCAUGCUGAAAUGGACUUGUUGUUCUGGGUUGAUUCUGAACAAGGUAGUGUCACAAGUAUCAAGCGCGAUGGUACAAACCGACGCACAAUUGUGGAGCACCAUGAUUCUGUGGAAAAUAUUGCAAUUGACUGGAUUUCUGGUUUGGCUGUUGACUGGAUUGCAGGAAAUGUCUAUUGGACUGAUCCAAAGUUCAGUGUAAUUGAGGUUUCCCGUUUGGAUGGUUCAUUUCGAUAUGUGGUCAUCAACGGGGAUAUGGAAAAACCCGUGAUUAUUGUCGUCGAUCCAGUUGCUGGCCUGCUUUUUUGGGUGGAUCGAGGAAAAAAUCCCCGAAUUGAAAGUGCGCGACUAGACGGAUCAAACAGAAAGAUCUUAUUGACAGAAGACGUUCGACAAGUCAAUGACCUCGCCCUUGAUUAUAAGACUAAAAAGUUGUACUGGUGCAACACAAGCACUAAAAAUAUCGAGAGCGUAAAUUAUGAUGGCACAGAACGAAAACAAAUUCUUGAUGCUGCUGAAUCGAUAAAUCCUGUUGCUGUCGCAAUUUUCAAAGAUCACAUUUUCUGGAUUGACAUCACUGAAGGCCAUGGCAGCAUCAAGCAGGCGCCGUUGCAAUCGCCCUCCGAUUUUCUAUUGCUGCAGCAUGGGCUUGGAGAGUCACUCAAAGAUAUCCAAAUUUUCUCUAAGGAACAGCAGUCAGGUACAAAUGGAUGCUCUAACAACAACGGAGGCUGUCAAGAAUUGUGCCUGUUCAAUGGCACUCACCCAGUUUGUGCUUGUGCACAUGGAAAAACUACCGCCAAGGAUGGAAAGACAUGUGAAGAUUAUGACAGUUUCCUGAUGUACUCACGCGUCACUAAAAUUGAUAGCAUCCACAUGUUUGAUGAAUUUAAUCGAAAUGCUCCUUUCCAAAGCAUAAAAUCUACGGAAUUCAUGGGCAAUACCAUUGGUCUUGCUUUCGAUUACAAGCGCCAAACAAUAUAUUAUUCAGAUAUUCAAAAAGGCAGCAUUAACAGUGUAUAUUUCAACGGAACUUCACACAAAGUCAUUUUAGACAAGCUUGGUUCAGUAGAGGGUUUAGCUUAUGAAAAAUUCACCCACAAAAUCUUCUGGACAUGCACCAAUGAUGCCACAAUUAAUAGCUAUUCACUAAACUCCAACACUUCCGAACCAGAUGUCUUGCUUCAACUUGGAUCUACUGGGAAGCCUAGAGGCAUCGCUUUGGACUCAUGUAGCGAGAGGGUUUAUUGGACCAAUUGGGACAGUUCUAAACCUGCAAUUCAGAGGUCAUAUUUCCGUUCCACUGGAGUCGAAUCAAUCAUCACUACAGACAUUAAAAUGCCAAACGCCAUUACACUGGACCACAAAGAAAUCAAAAUAUAUUGGGCAGACGCACGAUUGGACAAAAUAGAGCGGUGCGAAUAUGAUGGCAGAAACAGAAUCAUUUUGUCAAAAACUAAUCUUCAACAUCCUUUUGAUAUCACCGUGUAUGGGGACUUUGUGUUUUGGACGGACUGGGUCACUCAUGCUGUAAUGAGAGCCAACAAGUACACUGGGGAAGGCACCGUCGUCCUACGCAAAGAUGUUCCUCGUCCCAUGGGUAUCAUUGCAGUUGCUGAAGAUGCGGACGAUUGUACUGCCUCGUCUAGUCCGUGCAGAAUAAUGAACGGUGGCUGUCUGGAUAUUUGCACAAUAAAGAACGGAGUAGUAGCCUGUGUUUGCCGAAACGGCCGAAAACUCUUGGAAGAUGGCAAGACUUGCGUGCCAAUGAAGAACACUUGCGAGGCUAGUCAGUUCCAAUGCGGCAAUGGUGGGUGCAUACCGUUCACACUCACCUGCGAUACCUUCCCACAUUGCACUGACCAAUCAGACGAAGAACAAAUCUACUGCACGACAAGAAAAUGCCCCGCAAACUACUUUAAGUGCAACAACCUUCGUUGUAUUAAUUCAACGUCUGUGUGCGAUGAAGUAAACGAUUGCGGUGAUAACUCUGAUGAGUUGACUUGCACUGCUUGCCCUGAUGAUAAUUUCCGUUGCAAAAAUGGAACGUGCAUCAGGAAGAUUCUUGUUUGUGACGGAGAUUCUGACUGCCCUGAUGCUAGCGAUGAAAUGAAUUGCAAGCCUGUUGAUUGCUCAAACAAGAGAAAGCAGUAUGAUUCGUUCAACAAAGGCUUGAGUGAAGCUACCCUCAUCAAUUGUAAUUUCACCACAGCCUGCAUACAUCCCAAGUGGAUUUGUGAUGGAGAAAAUGAUUGCUGGGACAACAGCGAUGAGGAAAACUGCCCAACAACGACUGCUCCAAGUCCUUGUGGUAACGGUCAAUUCCGUUGUGAUAGUGGGAUUUGCAUUGACCAAAGUUGGGUUUGUGAUGGUGAAAAUGACUGCAAUGAGGAAUUCACACCAAGUUCUGAUGAGAGAGACUGUGCAAAGAGAUCUUGUGGCCCCGACUCCUGGACAUGCAAGAAUGGGGAGUGUAUUCCGCAUGGGCUGUACUGCAACGGAAAUCCAGACUGCAUUGAUAGAUCUGAUGAAGAAGAAUGCAAUCCUGUGGGUGCAUGCCCCACUGGGAAUUUUGAGUGCAAGAGCGGCAAGUGCAUUUAUCGCAAAUAUUUGUGCGAUGGGAACCCAGACUGUCCAGACAAGGAUGAUGAGCUGCGAGAGAAUUGCGAAACAGAAUGCAGCUCGUCUGAUUUCCUCUGUCUCAACAGGCAUUGCAUUAGUAACCACUACUUUUGUGAUGGUGACAACGAUUGUGGAGACAAUUCUGACGAGCCCGAUGGCUGCGCUGGGGUCACAGGAAAAUGCGAGUCCAACGAAUUCAGCUGUGCCAAUGAGCAGUGCAUUUCACUAUCAAACUUGUGCGACGGUCGCAAAGAUUGUUAUGAUGGCUCAGAUGAGAUUCCUGGAAUCUGUCGAAACUUCACCAGAGGAGGCUGCUCAGACGAUGAGUUUCUGUGCAACAACAACAUCUGUCUUCACGAUAAAUUAGUUUGCAACAACGAAAAUGACUGCGGAGAUUUCAGCGAUGAAACUGGAUGCAAUAUUGCAGAUUGCGCGAAGCCCGGCAUCUGUGCUCAUAUUUGUGUCGAAAAGAAAAUCGGCUAUGAAUGCAAGUGUCGACCUGGCUACACAGUUAAUCCCAAUGACAAGCAACUCUGCGUCGAUAUUAACGAAUGUGAAACUCAAUACCCCUGCUCUCAAAUGUGCCGCAACACUCUGGGGUCAUAUGCCUGCUCGUGUACGGAUGACUAUAUCCUCAAACCCAACAAGCAUUCAUGCAAGGCUAAUUCAUCUGUGGAGCCAAGCCUUAUUUUCACCAACAAAUACUACAUUCGGGAAGUUGAUUUAACUGGAGACGUCACCCUACUCGCCACCAACCUGACGAAUGCAGUCGCACUUGAUUUUGACUACAGUUCAAAUUGUAUUUAUUGGUCAGAAAUCACAAGUCGCCAGAGUGUCAUCAAGAAAAGAUGCAACGAUACGUCUAAUCCAGAGGUCAUCGCUACUGGAACCGUUAAAAACCCGGAUGGAUUAGCUGUUGAUUGGGUUGGUAGAAAUCUCUACUGGUGUGACAAAACCUCAGACACCAUCGAGGUGUCCAAGUUGGACGGGCGUUUCCGAAAGGUGCUGAUCAGCACUGGGCUUGAAGAGCCGCGAGCGAUUACAGUGGACCCGCACCACGGUUACAUGUACUGGACCGAUUGGGGCAAGGAUCCACACAUUGGCCGGGCUGGCAUGGAUGGUACCAGCCAGCGAAUCAUCAUUAAGGAUAACCUGGGCUGGCCAAACGCGUUGACGAUUGCCUAUGACACCAAUGAAAUAUUUUGGGCAGACGCAGACAAGGAUUACAUCGCAGUCGCUAGCCUUGAUGGAUCCAACAGAAGGAUAGUUAUGGGCAGAGCAACCUCGCCAGAUUUGAAGCUACACCAUGUGUUCGGCAUAACUGUUUUUGAGGACUAUAUUUACUGGACAGACUGGGAGUUGAAAUCUGUGGAACGGUGCCACAAGUACAGAGGCAAUGAAUGCGCGACGCUUGCAACCACCAUACAUAGGCCAAUGGUCAUCAAAGCUUACCACCCGCACAGGCAACUGCCUCCCAAAGUCAACCCUUGCGAGAAACUCAACUGCUCCACACUGUGCCUGCUGAACCCUGGUGGCGGGGCACAGUGCAGUUGCCCAGAUAAUUUUGUGCUGGAUAAAAAUGGCUACGACUGCAACUCCAACUGCACGUCGGCUCACUUCCGCUGCCCCAACGCCUACAAGUGCAUUCCGUUCUGGUGGAAAUGCGACACUCAGAUUGACUGCGCAGACGGUUCUGACGAGCCUGCUGACUGCCCCAAGUUUACAUGCCUGCCUGGACAGUUCCAAUGUGACCAACAGACCUGUCACCACCCAUCAGAGAUUUGCAAUGGAAAGAAAGAUUGUGCCGAUGGGACGGACGAGGCAGAAUGCGACAACUUCACUUGUCUACCAAGCUUCUUCAAAUGUCCAGCGCACGGAAAUGAAACUGCUAAGUGCAUACCAGAGAGUAAGAAAUGUGACCAAACUCCAGACUGCCUUGGAAAGGAGGAUGAAAUAGGCUGCGAAUUCAAAACGUGUGCCCCAAACCAGUUCCUCUGUGCCAAUGGAAGAUGCAUACCAACUAUUUGGGCUUGUGAUCAAGAAGAUGACUGCGGCGACAAUUCAGAUGAGCACUUGAAAUGCUCAGAUCAAACUUGUUCCAACCAAGAGUUUCGCUGCGCAUCAGGUCGCUGUAUUCCUAAGGCGUGGCAUUGCGACGGAGAUGCGGACUGCAAAGGGGGCGAUGAUGAGCCUGAAGUAUGCAAAGAUGAUCUAUAUCAUCAUUGUGCUCCAUCCUACUUCAAGUGCAAUAACACCAAAUGCAUCCCUGGUAGAUACAAGUGUGAUUAUGAAAAUGACUGUGGAGACAAUUCAGAUGAGGCAAACUGCCAUCCCAGAAACUGUAGCGAAUCUGAGUUCAGGUGUAAUGAUGGUCGGUGCAUCCGAGGAGAUCUCAAAUGCAACGGAGAACACAACUGUUUUGACUUAAGUGAUGAGAAGAACUGCUCAGUCAUUUGUGAUGAAACGGAGUUCAGGUGCAAGACUAUGGCCAUCUGUAUCCAAAAAUCUUGGAUGUGUGAUGGAGAGCCUGACUGUCUGGACGGAUCAGAUGAGAAGGACUGUUCAAAUACUACCUGUCCACAGUUCACUUGUGAUAAUGGUAGAUGUCUUGAGAGAAUGUUGCGGUGUGAUGGUGACAAUGAUUGUGAUGACAACUCUGAUGAAGAAGGUUGUGAAAAUUGGUCAUGUGAGCCAGGAAGAUUCAGGUGCAAAAACCAUAUUUGCAUAUUGGAAGAAGACGUUUGUGAUGGAAUCAAUAAUUGUGGGGACGAUUCUGAUGAAUCUGAACACGCGUGUAUGCAAAAAGGUGGUUGUGAAGCCCAUAAAUUCCAAUGCCGAAAUGGUCUUUGCAUUGUUGAAUCUUCUAAGUGCAACAACCUCGACGAUUGCGGAGACAAUAGUGACGAAGAAGACUGCAGUAACACUGGCCCGUGUGUGUUUGGAGCUUGCUCUCAAAUUUGCAACGUGAAGAAAGGUCAACAUUUCACUUGCAAGUGCGCUCCAGGAUACUCUCAGAGCUCGGAGAAGUCCAAAGGUUGCAUCGCUGAAGGCGAGCCAGCGUAUUUAAUGGUUGCUAGUGAUUCUGAACUGAAAAAGAUCAACCCAUACAAGGGAACAGAAAUAGGCGAAUUCAUAAGAACAGCCGGGGCAAACUAUAAAAUUGAGACAGUGGAUAUUCUGUUCUUCAGCCAUGAGUCGAUUCAUCUAUUUUGGACUGACCACGUUAAAAAAGUCAUUCAGAGUUUGUCUCUCCCAGUCAAGAAUCGGGUGAAGAGAGAAGAACCCAGAACAAUCAUCUCUGGACUAAAAGACCCUCGCGGUCUGACGGUUGACUGGGUGAACAUGAAAAUCUACUACGUUGAUGCUGGUGCCGACGUCAUCAAGGUUUCAACCUUAGAUGGCAAGUUGACCGUAUUGUUGGUCAACUCUAGUUUAGAUGAGCCGCACGACAUCAAGGUGGACCCAGAGUCAGGCUGGAUGUUCUGGUCCGACUGGGGGAAAAAGCCAAGAAUUGAAACCGCGAGAAUGGAUGGCUCUGAAAGAAGAGUGUUGGUGGACAAAAUGGUGCAGUGGCCGACUGGUUUGACUAUCGACUACCCUGCUAGACGGCUCUAUUGGACCGAUCCCAAAGCACUGACCAUCAGUAGUGUUGAUUUGAAUGGCAGAGACAGGCAUGAGAUCAAGAAGUUCAGCGCUGAUGACAAACCUUACAAAAUUGAAGUAUUUGAAGAUAAUCUCUACAUCAGCACAUACAAAAAUAACAACAUCAUCAAGAUGAACAAGUUUGGACAGGGAAACCUCACUUACCUGAUAAAAGACCUUCAUAGAGCCUCGGACAUCCUCAUAAUUCACGAGAACAAGCAGAAAGCAAACUUGUCGAAUCCAUGCAACCGCAAUCUCUGCGCUGAGGGGAUGUUCUGCUUGAUUCGAUCACGUGAUGACCGUCAGUGCAUCUGCCCAGAAGGGUCGAAAAAGGACACAAGAGGUUCUUAUGAUAAUUCCACUGGUUGUCAAGAGGUGAAAACCACCACGCAGUCUCCUAAAUCAUGUCCACUAAAUUGCCGCUUCGGGGAAUGCAUUAACGCUGAAAAUGGUGGCUACAAAUGCAACUGCAAUCCGUUGUACGAAGGCAAACUCUGCGACAAGUUCCGCUGCUCGCAGUAUUGCAAAAACAAAGGUUUCUGUGUCGUACAAGUACAUGAAAAAUCUGGACCUGACGGGCUGAAACCAAUCAAGUGCCACUGUAGCCCUCAAUACACUGGAGCUAGAUGUGAAACUCCAUUGAAUCUGUGUGAGGGCGAUUGUCUUAACGGAGGCUACUGCCAGAGCAGCUUUGAUGAGCACACGGGGAAAGUAAAUUCCUACUGCGUAUGCAAGAAUGGGUUCUAUGGAAAAUACUGCGGUGUUUGCGAGGACAGGGUUUGUCUGAAUAAUGGAACCUGUCACAUUAAAAAUUUGGGCGAAAGCUACUGCAACUGCACUGAGGGCUACAUUGGUGGUCACUGCGAAAACCAAGCGUGCAAGAAUUUCUGCGUUCAUGGGGAUUGUGUGCUCGAUAAAGGUCAUCCUUUAUGUUUGUGUCCCCAAGGAUUUACUGGUAAAUCAUGCUCCAUGGACGUUUGCAGUGAUCAUUGCAAAAAUGGAGGCACCUGUCGAGUGUUGCCAACCGCAAAGCUGUACUGUUUGUGUCCACAAAGAUACACAGGCCCUCUGUGUGAAGUCGACCUUUGCCUGAAGAAACCGUUAGCAGUGCCAAGCGAUCUGUGCAACCUUCCAUCUAGAGAACAGUGCUCGCACCUGCAGUGCCGCAACGGUGGCUUCUGCGUUACUGCCGUUGAUUCUGUGGUUUGCCGGUGCCCUGAGGACUGGACCGGCACCGACUGUUCCAUCGCCAUCACCAGCACUGAUAACACGUGCCGCGACUUCUGUCAUCACGACGGAGUGUGCGUGCUCGAAUCUCUCAUAUCGCAGCCCAUCUGUCGCUGCAUGGAGGGUUGGACAGGGUCCAGGUGCGAGAAGAAGGCCACUUGCAGAAACUUUUGCUUCAACGGAGCCACCUGCCAGGAGCCUGCAAAAUCCGAUUUGAAGCCAGUCUGCAUAUGCCCACCUGAUUUUGAAGGCCUCCGAUGCGAGACGCAUAACCCCUACCUGAGUCACAAUAAAGAAGCCAAUGAAGAAGAUUCCUCAGCACUGCUGGUGGUGCUGCUGAUUGCAUUCCUGUUCCUACUCGCUCUCGCCACUGGAGGAGUUAUCUAUGUCAUGUACAGACGCCGCCUAGGAGGAAACAAACCUUUUGCCCACGUCCGCAUGACGGACAAUGUAGAAAUUACCAAUCCCAUUUACCUAAGGGAAGAUGACGGUGACGACCCUCUCGAGCAUAGCUUUAGUUUGGAUCCCAACAAGGCUUCCAACUUUGCCAAUCCAGUGUAUGAGUGCAUGUACAAUGAUACAAGUGUGCCGCUUGUUGCUGAAGAGAAGACCGGCUUGCUGCAGACGGACAAACUGAGCAAGAGCCCUGGCACAACCUCAGACGGGGCCGACUCAGCCUAAGCUCAGCGGACAUGGAUCAUUUAUUGUUUCAAUUGCAUUUGAAUCUCGUCCUAUAGCUGUGAGAAUGUUUGAUGAUAAUUUUACUACUCGUUUCGUGAUGGUUAUAAUGUGCUUCAUGACUGCAAGCAAAUAGAUCAAGGGAACUCUCUCACAGAUACAUUAUAUGUCUCAAUCAUUUUUCAGAACAUUAUUUCAAACAGCACACAUAUUUCUUAAAACUACCGUUUGGAAAUGCAUGUUAUUCUUUAAUUUCCAUUCGAUUCUCUUGGUUGCUUUGGGGUUGUUUUAUUCCCCACGACUUUUGUCAUUAAGAUGUAAAAUAAGACGUAGCUGUGAUGCGAGUCAACCCUAAUUACACAUGUGAGACUGACUCAUUACUAAACCCAAUUAAACAUUCAAAAUCCGACAUAAUAAUCCAUCCAUUGGUAGCAAAUGUUUGACUUUAUCUUAAAUGCAGUAGAAGUUUCUGAUGAUGAAAUGCAUAAUUAAACCAAUGUAACGAUACGAAAUUCUGUGCAGUGAAAAUCAGUGUAAAUUUUUAAAUUUUGUACAAAUCUUGUAAAAAUUUGUGUUAUGUGAUGUGAUGAAUAUGCGAACUUUCUUUAGAUGUAAAAUGUUACUUUUGCAAUAAAUCACCAAGCAUCUACAGAGCCUGAAAAUGCUGAUAAAAAUUUUCUUAAGUGAUAAAUCUUGCAUUUCAGCAUUUUCAACGUGCUGUAUUUUAUAUCUAUGUA